AUGAGAAUCACCCAGCUCUACACUUACCCUAUCAAGUCCCUCCGCAGCGUCCCUCUCACAACAGCCAUCGCCUCUCCACAUGGAUUUCCCUACGACCGGCGUUUUAUGCUCGUCAAAGUUCACGAUGGCAAAACAUUCUCGCCCCGCUCUAAAAGCCACGCCAAUGGCAACUUGGAGAACAUGACCAUCACGUACUACCCAGAGCUAGCACUAUUCCUCCAGAGCAUCAACUCGAACGGGACGUUCACAGUCACCUACGAUCCUCCAGACAGAGCGAGAAGGAGCUUGGAGAUACAGUUGGAGCCUGAGGUGGCACACUUGGAAGAGAUGGAUGUGCGGCUACACCAGAGUCCUGCCAAGGGGUACAAGAUGCCUGAGAGGGUCAAUGCUUGGUUCUCAGAGUGCUUUGGCUAUGAUGUGAUGCUGUCAUACCUUGGGCCGAAUCGACGGCCGGUGCUCGGGAAUUUGUCUCCCAAUGCGGCUCAGGAUGGCGGCGCUGCCAGCAAGUCGUGGCUUUCGAGCAUCACUACAAGUAUACCAAGCCUCUUAGCCAGUAAGGAUAUGGAAGGAGAGGGUAUCAGCUUCGCGGAUGUUGCCGCCUACCUCGUUAUCACAGAAGAGUCAUUGCGAGAUGUCGAUUCGCGAUUACAAGACGGUACACGAAUGGACGUCACGAAGUUCCGACCCAACAUUGUCCUUUCAGGUGCCGCAGCAGCAUACGAGGAGGACUAUUGGGGUAGCAUUACCAUAAACCCAAACAAAAAACAGGAGAAGAAUAACGUCACAGAGAUCGUACUGACACAGAACUGUGGAAGAUGCGUCAGCAUCAACGUCGACUACUCGACAGGCAAAUCUGGAACCGGCGAAGCAAAUAUCCUUAAGAAGCUGAUGAAAGAUCGGAGGGUAGAUAAGGGCAACAAGUACAGCCCGAUCUUUGGGCGUUAUGGGUUCUUAAAGGGAGCAGCAGCUGGGCAGGUGAUUGAUGUUGGGGAUGAAGUCACGGUUUCGAAGACCAACAAGGAACGGACUACAUUUCGUAGGUCAUCAGUUCGUGAUUAA
Molecule: messenger RNA, 1059 nt
Organism: Letharia columbiana
Lineage: Eukaryota; Fungi; Ascomycota; Lecanoromycetes; Lecanorales; Parmeliaceae
Exons: 2
Coding region: 1-1059 (352 amino acids)
Molecular function (GO): molybdenum ion binding; pyridoxal phosphate binding; catalytic activity
Source: RefSeq, a predicted model, not a curated record